AUGGAAGCACCUACUGCCGCCUGCAUCAUUGGCGCAGGCCCUGGCGGAAUCGCCAUGGCAUAUAACCUGAAGCACAAAGUGAAGUGUGAUGAUUUCGUGAUAGUUGAUGAGAAUGCUGGAGCGGGUGGCACCUGGUUUCGAAACUCCUACCCUGGGUGUGGUUGCGACGUUCCAAGCCAUUUCUAUUCCUUUUCAUUCGCGUUGAAUCCGGACUGGUCGAGACCUCUAUGCGAGCAAGGAGAAAUCUUGGAGUACCUGAAUAACGUGAUCGAUAGGUUUAGCCUUCGAGGACAUUUGACACUCUCCACGGCUGUUGUCGGCGCAGUCUGGAUAGAGAAGCUGGGCUUGUGGGAGGUUGAAUUCAAAAAUGAGACAGGGUAUCAAUAUAAACGACGAUUCAACUUGGUCAUUUCAGCCUGCGGUAUAUUCAGCAGACCAAAGUACCCAGACAUUCCAGGAAUGGACACGUUCAAAGGCAGAUCCUGGCAUUCGGGAGCUUGGGACUGGAAUGUGAGCCUUGCCGACAAGAGAGUUGCUGUGGUUGGGAAUGGCUGCAGCGGUUGCCAAAUUAUACCAGCGAUUGCACCACGGGCUAAACAAGUUACGCACUUUGCACGCAGCAAGCAGUGGCUGUUCGAUCGUCCAAAUCAACCAUAUUCUGCAUUUUCAAAGUGGCUCUACAGGACCAUUCCCGGAUGGAUGCGGUGGAAUCGAUUCAGAACCUAUUUGGCCGUUGACGCUUUAUUCUUGGAAUACGUAAAGAACCCGAGAUCUGAGUUCCUUCGAGCUUCAAGCGAAAAGGAGGCUCGGGAGUAUAUGAUCAAGAAGACGCCGAAACGAUACCUCGACGUUAUCAUGCCAGAUUAUCCUGUUGGCUGCAAGCGACGCGUACUGGAUCCGGGCUAUCUAGAUUCGCUGCACAGGGACAAUGUGGCUCUCUGGUCGGAGAAUAUCAGCGCCAUUGACGAAACAGGUAUCCUGACAGAAGAUGGCACACACCAGCCUUUUGAUGUGAUUGUCUACGCGACCGGGUUUUACACACAGCAAUAUCUUUCGCCAAUGACCGUCAUCGGUCAAGACAACAAGACACUGACGGAGCACUGGAAAGAGACCAAAGGCUGCCAGGCAUAUAUGGGAACCACCGUUUCUGGAUUCCCCAACUUCGCUAUAUUAUUCGGGCCAAAUGCCAGCCCAGCACAUAACUCGGUCAUCUAUACGCUCGAGGUACAAGCCGAGUACGUAUGCAAGACUUUCAUGGAACCCAUCCUCACCGGACAAGCCCAAACUGUUGUGGUCAAGAGGAGUGCAGAAGACUAUGACUGUAACGGGAUCCAGCAGAAGCUCAAAGACAGUGUUUGGCACGCCGGAUGCACAAACUGGACCUUGGACGAAAAUGGACGAAACUGCACCAGCUUCCCAGGCUACGUCCGCUCUUUCUGGUGGAAGCUCUACUCUCCAAGGUUCCAGGACUAUAUUUUGAAGGGCAGCCAGCCACAAUGGCGAUGGAGGUAUCUAUUGAUGAAAGCAGAGCAGCACAAAGCUUUGAUUGCAACACUAAUUUCCUCAGGCAUCCUGGCUACUGCAACUUUGGGCUCGGGUGUGCUCGCGAAACAAAAAUGA
Molecule: messenger RNA, 1620 nt
Organism: Cladophialophora immunda
Lineage: Eukaryota; Fungi; Ascomycota; Eurotiomycetes; Chaetothyriales; Herpotrichiellaceae
Exons: 5
Coding region: 1-1620 (539 amino acids)
Molecular function (GO): N,N-dimethylaniline monooxygenase activity; flavin adenine dinucleotide binding; NADP binding
Source: RefSeq, a predicted model, not a curated record